GAAGAAUUCAAGUGCCGCCUAUCAACUGCCAGGAUAGCGUGGAAAGCUGAUGAUGAAAGGAAAAUGAACCUUAUGAAAACUGCUCGGUUCGCUGGCGUAUUUCCUCGUGCCAACAGUCCGUGCCACCGAGGACGUGUGUGAAGUGACAACAAACGAACCAAAAAUAUUCAAAAAGACGCGCGACUCACGCGGCACUCUGGGUGGUUUGUGCUGCACGCUACGAUCGUUCAACCGACCAACCGCUGCGCUGGUCUACCGUGCGCCAACCGCAAACGACCAUUUGCGGAUGGUCCGAAAGAUUACAUACGCCGGAUCACGAUGGUACAGGAACUUACUUCCAACGUGCCGGAGGAGCUGUACAAUUUGACGCAGCUGGCCGAGGUGUCGCUGGCUGCAGGUAAGCUCAGUACGGCAGCAGCGGCCAACCGUUCCCAGCAGCAGCAACAACAGCAGAUACCGUGCGCAGCUGAUUACCUGAUGCACCAUCCGGUAAUGUACGGUAUCGUCCGGUACGGUGCUGACUCAUCCAGUGACAAGAUGCUUAUGACACCGAUCGGUGACCUUUACACACGGAGCUACCACGUCCUGAACCAGCCUCAGAACGGUGGUGCGAUACCGAUAGUGCAGCUGAUGCAGCCGGACCAACCGAUCAGCAUCAGCGAGAGCCAGCACAACGAGCGAUACCGGAAUGAUCAUUCCACUCCCGGUUUCCCGGCUACCAGCGAUCACUCACCCUCCGCGAUCGCAACGAAGAAAAAGUGGACAAAGAAGUGGGAAAUAAUCCAUGGUUCGCAGGCAACCGUUCUUUCGCCCGAGUCCUGCCACGCUGGAGAUAGCAGCCCGGAUUGCGAACCGUCUCCGAAAAAGCGUCCUGCUGUGCAGCUAUCGGGCCCGGUUGAUACUGAUGGCGAUUACGAUAGGGAUCGUUCCGGGCUCAUCUAUUAUGCACCAACGACAACGGUAGGACGAUCGGAGGCGGGCGAUGAACUGACUGAUACCGGUUCGCCAGCAAGCGAUAAGGACUCGAGCACGCUCACUAUAUUAGAAUGCCCAGCGAACCGGACGACCGUCAGUUGCUUCGGCAACGGGCCGCAAGCGGACGCAGACGAUCUGACGAGUCUGGCGGGCCGUGGUAGCACAUCCGAGGAGUCACAGGAUUCGGGUAUGGUCGAGUGUAACUAUUCGCACAAAGUGUUUGAUCGCAAAAAGGCUCGCAAAUUGCGAACCGUGUCCUGUACGAGUACGGGUAGCAGUAACAGUUGCGGCACACCGGUAGGAUCGAUUGGUGAUGGUGGUGGUGUGGAUUCCGGUGAAGUGACGGAACUGAUGAAUGAUUCCGAUUCGUCAACGACACGGUUAACCAAGCAAAAGACUGGAUUAGGAAGUGUUGAUCGUUCGGGAGGACGAAACAGUGGCGAUGAAACAUCGAGCGGUACCUCGGACGAUGUCCACAUCUGUCCGGAGUGCAACAAGCAGUACUCUACGUCAUCGAACUUGGCGAGACAUCGACAAACGCAUCGAUCGCUGGAAGACAAGAAGGCCCGCCGAUGUCCUUUCUGCUCGAAGGUGUACGUCUCGAUGCCGGCUUACUCCAUGCACGUGCGAACACACAACCAAGGCUGCCAGUGUCCAACGUGUGGCAAAUGCUUCUCCAGACCCUGGCUGUUGCAAGGACAUAUUCGCACACACACAGGCGAGAAACCGUUCCAGUGCAACGUCUGCCAGAAAGCGUUUGCGGACAAAUCGAACCUGCGGGCUCACGUGCAGACACACUCGAACAUGAAACCACACUCGUGCGGUCGGUGCGGUAAAUCGUUUGCCCUUAAAUCGUACCUCUACAAGCACGAAGAUUCGUCCUGUCUGAAGAGUGACAAACCGGCAAAAGCGCCAAAGGCAACGUCAUCGAACCGUCAACGGCGAAAGUCUUCCAAGGAACGAUCGGCGGCAGUCGAGUCGAUGAGUGAAGCCAUUCCAUCUUCUACAGCAAACUCCAGCCCUGGAAGCUGCACUUCGAUACAACAGCAGCAGCAGCAGCAGCAAGCGGUGACCUCGCCAGCACCAAUGGAUCUUCAAACAACGGCCCAGGCUUCGAGUAUCGCUUUCAAGGAUGUUGUGCGUGCCAAAAUCCGAGAGGUUUUCGGCGAUAACUGCAAAAAGGCGGCACGGCUACUGGCAGGACACUCGGUUAGUGCAGCGACCCCGGCAGCUCCCGGUGUCCCUGAUAACCGAAUCAGCGUGAUAAGAAUGGCAAGCUCUACCGGAGAGCUGUACAACCCAUCUGGCAGUAGCUCACAGCAGGCUGGGUCGCCGGUUGUGGAUCAAGUGGACGUUCGCAGUACGAGUGCAUCGAAUAGCGAAGCGUCCGUGGACGGAUAUCGAGCAACGUAUGCCGUCAUGGCAUAG
Messenger RNA from Anopheles aquasalis, 2403 nucleotides. RefSeq lists its product as uncharacterized. Lineage: Eukaryota; Metazoa; Arthropoda; Insecta; Diptera; Culicidae. The record is from RefSeq and is a predicted model, not a curated record. Gene Ontology annotation, biological process: regulation of DNA-templated transcription. Gene Ontology annotation, molecular function: DNA-binding transcription factor activity, RNA polymerase II-specific; RNA polymerase II cis-regulatory region sequence-specific DNA binding.